CCUCUCCGCCCGCCCGCGCCAGCACCCCCUCCUUUCAUCCUCAGCCAGUCAUCCUCCCCGCCGGCCGCCGCUGCAAGCUCCGCCUCGCUCCCUCCCUCCAACUCCUCCUCUCGUUGCCCCCCACCCCCCGAGCAGCUGAACUGAGCUGGAAGGUCCGUCCGGCCUUGCACUGCUUCCUUCUUCGUUCCGUUCCGCCCCUCCCUCGGUAAGAAUUGAGCUUGCUUGGCCUGCUCAGAUCAACUCUUACGCCUUCCUCUUGUUUUCCUGUAUGUGAGCCUUCGAAUCCACACCUUUUCUUGCCGUACGGUUCGUGCCGAUGCCAUUGUUGUCCUUGAUGUUCUAGUGAAUCCGUGCUCUCUCUCUCUCUCUCUCUCUCUCUCUCUCUCAGGAAACAGGAGGGGCAUUCCCCAUUCCGUUCUCUUUUCUUGACGUGCUCACUCUUGUAAUGUCCUAGUCCAUGUGUUACACAAUGGCAUGAUGUGCUUAUUGGCAUUAGCGGUGCUUGUUCUCUUCAAUUAUGUCAGAUACUUUUCAUCUCUGAAUAUGAUCGUUAUACCAAUUACCAAGUCAAGUUCUGAAUAUGUCCUAGUCCAUGUGUUAUGGCACCUGUUGGACUCACGGAUUUUGAGGUUGAGGACUGGUCUUCUACAAGCAUGGUAUCAUGGUAGAGAACGGUGUACAGCUGACACUGACCUCCACUUUGAAGAGCACAGGCAAGGCAAAAAUCAAUGGAGACGGGCUGAGUAAUGGGUCACACGACAAAGAGAAGCAGGAACAUAAUGGCGAUCUACAACCAUCAAAAGGCCAGAAGCAGCAGCUGUGCACAACAUGCGCAAAAGGCCAUACUUGUCAAUCGGUCAUUAACCGGACAAGACAAAUGCGAGCUCUGAUCAACUCAAAGAAGCCUUACCAAGCGCACUCUGUAUUUAAGCACCUGGUGGAUGAGGGACACAAGCCUUCAUUGGUCACAUACACAACUCUACUGACUGCCCUGACAAACCAGAGGAUGUUUGAGUCGAUUCCAUCACUGCUUGCUCAAGUUGAGCUAGCUGGAUUGAGGCCAGACUCCAUCUUCUUCAAUGCCUUGAUCAAUGCAUUUGUCGAGGCGAAGCGAAUGGGUGAAGCAAUAAACACAUUCUGGAAAAUGAAGCAUUCCGGCUGCCAUCCAACAACAAGCACCUUCAAUACACUGAUAAAAGGGUAUGGCAUUGUAGGCAAACCCGAAGAAUCACAGCGCGUCUUCGACAUGAUGGGUGUUGAAGAAUCAGUCAGGCCAAACCUCACAACAUACAACAUUCUUGUGAAGGCGUGGUGUGACCAGAGAAAUCUUGAGGAGGCCUGGCGCAUUGUGGGAAAAAUGCGAGCAGGCGGUGUUGAGCCUGAUAUCGUCACGUACAAUACCAUAGCCAGCGCAUAUGCCAAUAAUGAUGAGACAUGGAGAGCAGAAGAGCUCAUUGUGGAGAUUCAGACUAGAGUGCGCACCAGCGAGCGAACAUGGGGCAUAAUCAUUGGUGGUUACUGCCGGGAGGGCAGGUUGGAGGAGGCAUUGAGGUGUGUCAGGCAAAUGAAGGACGCAGGAGUCAUUCCUAACGUCGUUAUCUUCAACACAUUGCUCAAGGGCUUCCUCGAUGCAAAUGACAUGGCUGCAGCAAAUAAUAUCCUUGGGCUGAUGGAGCAGUUUGGCAUCAAGGCUGACAUUGUCACAUACAGCCACCAGUUGAACACAUUCAGCUCACUAGGCCACAUGGCCAAAAGCAUGAAGGUGUUUGACAAGAUGAUUGAGGCAGGCAUUGAGCUAGAUCCUCAGGUGUACAGCAUUCUUGCAAAAGGAUACGUCCGCGCUCAGCAGCCCGAGAAAGCAGAAGAGCUCCUACUGCAAAUGAGUCAGAUUGGUGUCCGCCCAAAUGUCAUCACCUUCACGACUGUCAUCAGCGGGUGGUGCAGCGUGGCCGACAUGGUGAGUGCCAUGAGAGUCUAUGAGAAGAUGUGCAAAUCAGGCGUCCAUCCUAAUCUCAGGACAUUUGAGACUCUGAUCUGGGGUUACAGUGAACAGAAGCAACCAUGGAAAGCUGAGGAAGUCCUUCAGAUGAUGCAGGCGACUGGUGUCAAGCCAAAGCAAAGCACCUACGGUCUCGUUGCUGAUGCAUGGAAAGCAAUUGGUUUGAUAGAGAAUGCCAACCAGGCAAACAGUUCCUUCAAUGGUCGCCAUGCGAUCGACAAUUCGGAUCAUUCAGAUGACAGUAGUAACCUGCAAAUAUCAGAAGACGAUAACAAGCUGCAAAGUUUUGAAAAAAGUAAUGGACAUGGAAUGAAUGGUAGGUCACGCUCCAGUUUUCUUCAGAUGACAAGCGCACUUGGCAGCAGUGGUUUAGUUUCUUCCAAGAUACUGAAGGCUGGAGAAUUUCCAUCCAAAAGAUUGAAGGCCGUUAACAACACAUCCUUACUACAAAGUUCGUACCGGUUUCAAUUGCGGUAUUCUGGGUUUUGUAGAAAGCAGCUUCAGAAGAAUGGUGGAUUCUACAGUCAGAGUGUCAGCUCAUUCAAAAUGGUGUUUCUCUAGUAGAGGGUGAAUUUUUUUUAAUAGAUGUAAACAUUGGUCCGAAGCUGUAUGCAAAUCUUGGUGUUCCAAGUCUAAUGCCUACGAUGUGGGUCAUUUUGUAUGAUUCUGUAUCAAUUCCUGCAGUGCCUAGCACUUCAAAUGUUCAAAAAAAAAAUCACAAGCCAUCUCAAUA
Panicum virgatum (switchgrass) is the source of this 2732-nucleotide messenger RNA. Its product is annotated as pentatricopeptide repeat-containing protein At5g25630-like. Lineage: Eukaryota; Viridiplantae; Streptophyta; Magnoliopsida; Poales; Poaceae. The coding region runs from base 662 to 2560 and encodes 632 amino acids. The transcript has 4 exons. Gene Ontology annotation, molecular function: protein binding. The record is from RefSeq and is a predicted model, not a curated record.